CAGACCUAUUUUUAAGAGUUGUGUUAUGGGAAUAAUUUUUGUACAUAAUUAUUCUUAUAUGCAAUGCAAGUCAUGUUGCUUCAGCUUUUAACUUCGUUGCUCCUCUUCGGUCUCACAAUACUUGUCUUCUUUCGCAGCACCAGAACCGCCAAAUCUAAAGGAUCAUCUUCCUUUAUCCCCAAAUCCUACCCACUAGUGGGCUCCUUUUUCUCCAUUUUGGCACACCGGAACCAAUUAAUUCAGUGGUGUACUUCUAUUCUCCAAAACACCCCCACUGCAACAUUUGCUUUGCAGAAGCUACUGGGCACCGUCACUUACUUGACUGCCAAUCCAGACAAUGUCCGCCAUAUUCUCAAGACUAACUUCUACAGCUACCCAAAAGGUAGAGAACUUCGAACAAAUCUCUUCGACUUUCUUGGCAAUGGCAUCUUCAACAUUGACGGCGAACAAUGGAGGUUUCAGAGACAAAUUUCAAGCCACGAAUUCAACACCAAAUCUCUCCGUAAAUUUGUUGAAACUGUUGUUGAAACUGAGCUCUCUGAUCGUCUUAUUCCACUACUAGCCAGGGCUGCUGCCAACAAAGACGUGCUCGAUUUUCAAGAUGUUCUUCAAAGGUUUGCGUUUGAUAAUAUAUGCAAGAUUGCUUUCGGUUACGACCCUGAGUACCUGUUGCCGUCUUUUCCAGAAGCUAAGUUCGCACGAGCUUUUGACGAAGCUGUUAGGAUAAGCAGCGAAAGAUUUCACGUGCCUUUACCGAUAAUCUGGAAGAUGAAACGGCUUCUCAAUAUCGGCUCUGAAAAGCUUCUAAAAAUUGCGACUUCUGAGGUUCAGGAAUUUUCUAUGAACAUUAUAAACGAGAAGAAACAACAACUUAAAGAAAAUUCAUUGCCGGAAUCCAUGGAUCUUUUGUCGCGAUUCUUGAGCUCCGGCCUAUACGACGACAAAUUUGUCUGUGAUAUAAUCAUCAGCUUUACACUCGCCGGCCGAGAUACCACGUCGGCUGCUUUGACAUGGUAUUUCUGGCUAAUCUCUAAACAUCCAGAAGCCGAAAAACAAAUUCUCAACGAAAUCAAAGAAAAUUCAGACACACCGGUUUAUGAAGAUAUUAAAGACAUGGUGUACACUCAUGCAUCACUCUGCGAGAGCAUGAGAUUUUAUCCACCGGUGCCAGUGGACACCAAGUUAGCAGAAAACGACGACGUAUUGCCGGAUGGGACCGUAGUGAAGAAGGGAAUGCGAGUGUCGUACAUUCCAUAUGCAAUGGGGAGAAUGGAGAAGCUAUGGGGAGCAGAUUGGGCGGAGUUCAGGCCAGAAAGGUGGUUGAAGAGGGUGGAGGAUGGGAAAUGGAGUUUUGAAGGGAGAGAUCCGUACACGUAUCCGGUGUUUCAGGCGGGGCCGAGGAUUUGUUUGGGGAAAGAGAUGGCAUUUUUGCAAAUGAAGAGGGUUGUGGCUGGGGUUUUGAAGAGAUUUAAGGUGGUGCCCGCCGUGAAGGAGGGUGUUGAGCCGGAGUUUGUUGCACAUUUGACGGCCAAGAUGAAAGGUGGCUUCCCGGUGAGGAUUGUGGAGAGGACAGAGUGACUAUGGUAUGGUGUUAACUAAUUGUGUACUUUGAAUAAUUAAUGUGAUAUCGUAUUAAUAAAGAUUUGAUGUUGUUUUUA
Messenger RNA from Mangifera indica (mango), 1658 nucleotides. RefSeq names its product cytochrome P450 94A2-like. The coding region runs from base 64 to 1578 and encodes 504 amino acids. The transcript has a single exon. Lineage: Eukaryota; Viridiplantae; Streptophyta; Magnoliopsida; Sapindales; Anacardiaceae. The record is from RefSeq and is a predicted model, not a curated record. Gene Ontology annotation, molecular function: oxidoreductase activity, acting on paired donors, with incorporation or reduction of molecular oxygen; monooxygenase activity; iron ion binding.